AUGAAAAAAUUAAUUACUCUUCUAAUUUGCAGUCUAUUGAUUAGUAGUAGUUUUGCUAAACUACCUACUUUCCCUGUCGAUCCUUAUGGAAUUACAGUUGGUGGUCUUUCAUCAGGAGCCUUUUUCGCUGUUUAAAUGCAUUUUGCCUUUUCCAAAACUAUUAAGGGAGCUGCCAUUACUGCUGGUGGUCCUUACUGGUGUGCUUAAGGUAACUUGGGUUAUGCCAUGAGUAACUGCAUGAGCUCCCCUUAAUUAAUUAAAAAUGAUGUCUUGAAUAAGAAAGCUGAAGAACUCGCUAAGUAAGGAGCUAUUGAUCCUCUCGUUAACCUUUCUGGAUCUAGAGCUUAUAUUUAUAGUGGAACUCUUGAUGAUGUUGUUAAGCCUGAUGUUGUAAAGAGCUUACAAAAGCAAUAUGAGAGUUUUGGUGUUUAAACUACUACUGUUUAUAAUGUUCCAUCUUAACAUGCUUACAUUACCAAAAACUUCGGUAAUAAAUGCAAUUUUAAAGGCACUCCUUACAUUAAUAAUUGCAAUUACGAUAUGGCAUAUGAUUCAUUAAGUGUUUUGUAUGACGACCUCUUCCCUGCUGUCGAUCCUAUAGCAAGCAAUUUGAUUGAAUUCGAUUAAGCUCCAUAUAUUGGUUCAAAUUACUCUAUGAACAGCAAAGGUUACGUUUAUGUGCCAACUGCUUGCAGAUAAAAUACAGAUAUUUGCAAAUUGUAUGUCUAAUUCCACGGCUGCCUUUAAACUACUUAAGAUAUUGGAACCGACUAUGUCACUAAAUUAGGACUUAAUGGCGUAGCUGAAGCUAAUAAUAUUAUUGUUCUUUAUCCUCAAGCUAAGGCAUCAAAGUCUAAUCCUAUGAAUCCAAAUGGAUGUUGGGAUUGGUUUGCCUAUGUUGACAACUUUGCCAAUACAACCAAAUACGUUACCAAAAGCGGAGCUCAAAUGGCUGCUGUAUGGAAGAUGGUUACAGAUUUAGUUGGUUAUGACCCUGAAACUGUAAAUAUUGACAAAUUAGAUAUGGAUUCAAUUUGA
This is a messenger RNA of Tetrahymena thermophila SB210, 1038 nucleotides long. Its product is annotated as poly (3-hydroxybutyrate) depolymerase. The transcript has 3 exons. NCBI's taxonomy places the organism in Eukaryota, Ciliophora, Oligohymenophorea, Hymenostomatida, Tetrahymenidae. The record is from RefSeq and is a predicted model, not a curated record.